Molecule: messenger RNA, 1107 nt
Organism: Candidula unifasciata
Lineage: Eukaryota; Metazoa; Mollusca; Gastropoda; Stylommatophora; Geomitridae
Source: the annotation of a GenBank genome assembly
AUGUGGUUAUGUACAUAUAUAUCACAGAUAGACUUUUGUCUUGUAACAUUACAUUAUUCUCAUUUAGUAAUAUUGUCAGAUGAUUCUCUUGUAGUAUUGUCAGAUGAUUCUCUUGUAGUACUGUCAGAUGAUUCUCUUGUAGUAUUGUCAGAUGAUUUUCUUGUAGUACUGUCAGAUGAUUCUCUUGUAGUACUGUCAGAUGAUUCUCUUGUAUAUUGUCAGAUGAUUCUCUUUGUAGUAAUGUCAGAUGAUUCUCUUGUAGUAUUGACAGAUGAUUCUCUUCUAGUACUGUCAGAUGAUUCUCUUGUAGUAUUGUCAGAUGAUUCUCUUGUAGUACUGUCAGAUGAUUCUCUUGUAGUACUGUCAGAUGAUUCUCUUGUAGUAUUGUCAGAUGAUUCUCUUGUAGUAUUGUCAGAUGAUUCUCUUGUAGUAUUUUCAGAUGAUUCUCUUGUAGUAUUGUCAGAUGAUUCUCUUGUAGUAUUGUCAGAUGAUUCUCUUGUAGUUUUGUCAGAUGAUUCUCUUGUAGUAUUGACAGAUGAUUCUCUUCUAGUACUGUCAGAUGAUUCUCUUGUAGUAUUGUCAGAUGAUUCUCUUGUAGUACUGUCAGAUGAUUCUCUUGUAGUACUGUCAGAUGAUUCUCUUGUAGUAUUGUCAGAUGAUUCUCUUGUAGUAUUGUCAGAUGAUUCUCUUGUAGUAUUUUCAGAUGAUUCUCUUGUAGUAUUGUCAGAUGAUUCUCUUGUAGUAUUGUCAGAUGAUUCUCUUGUAGUUUUGUCAGAUGAUUCUCUUGUAGUAUUGUCAGAUGAUUCUCUUUGUAAUGAUUCUCUUGUAGUAUUGACAGAUGAUUCUCUUGUAGUACUGUCAGAUGAUUCUCUUGUAGUACUGUCAGAUGAUUCUCUUGUAGUAUUGUCAGAUGAUUCUCUUGUAGUAUUGUCAGAUGAUUCUCUUGUAGUAUUGUCAGAUGAUUCUUUUGUAGUAUUGUCAGAUGAUUCUCUUGUAGUAUUGUCAGAUGAUUCUCUUGUAGUAUUGUCAGAUGAUUCUCUUGUAGUUUUGUCAGAUGAUUCUCUUGUAGUAUUGUCAGAUGAUUCUCUUUGUAGUACUGUCAGAUGA